AAAGCCAAUCAGAAGCGUUGGGUCUCAACUAUUCUAUCAAAACUGUGAAUAGGAAGAUACGGAAUUGAAUGUUGACGAUAGGUUAUAAGAAAAGCCAUCCUACUGCUGAGAUACCAAUCUUGAGGUCUAUUGCCUCAUAAAGUCAAUUCACGAUGCUCCACUCCCGCAUCCGGGCCCUCCCCCACCGUCAUAGGCCGCCAUCUUCCUCUCCAUCAGCCCCUCCUCCUGACUUCCACGAUGAGGAUUCCAUCGAAGACGAAUCUGCUGAGGAUCUCUUCUCGGCUUUUCUCCCUCAUCUCUUCCCAGAUGAUGCUCCCUCUUUCCAUGGCGAUCCGGGACAGCACCUCCUCUACUGCUCCCCACGCUAUGGCGACCUGGAGAUCAUGGUCCCCUCUUACCCCCACCAGAGCAAAAAUCGCUCGGAAGAGAUAGCAGCAGGUCUUCCCCGUGAAGACGGGCAGUCCAACCCGGUAGAUGAAGGAAGAAAGCUGUUCGCACACUUUCUCUGGAGCGCUGCCAUUGUAGUCGCAGAGGGCGUCGAAAAGGCAGAUCAUCUGUCGUCCUUGGGACAAUUGGAUUCUGACACGGCAAUGUGGAAGGUAGCGGGGGAGAGGGUACUUGAAUUGGGUGCCGGCGCCGCAUUGCCAUCUGUGGUCUGUGCCCUUGCGCAAGCAUCUGCCGUUACAAUCACCGACCAUCCUUCUUCUCCCGCCUUUACUGGCGCCAUCGCCUUUAACGUCGAUCACAAUAUCCGUAAAUAUUCCCCCGCCGCCAAUGUCACCAUCAAACCCCAUGAGUGGGGAGCGCUCGCCAGUGAUCCCUGGGCAGUCGAGACGAAAGGCACCUAUACUCGGAUCAUCGCUGCGGACUGUUACUGGAUGCGUUCGCAGCACGAGAACCUCGUGAAUACGAUGAAAUGGUUCCUCGCGCCUGGCGGCAAAGUUUGGGUAGCUGCCUGCUUUCACACAGGGCGAGCCAUCGUGGCUGGGUUCUUUGAAACGGCCAAGGACAUGGGUCUAGAGAUUGAACAGAUCCACGAGAGGGAUCUGAUUUCAACGACAGAAGACGGGCGGGAAGUCCGUAGGGACUGGGUACCUGAGCGGGAGGGAGAAGGCCCCGAGAACCGAAAGAGAUGGUGUGUAAUCGCUCUCCUCAGGAGGAAGGGAGAGUAGGAGUAUACGGAUUCUGGUCCCCAGGGACAUGCCCUCAAACAGAUAUAUGAGUUGAGGAAUAUGCCUACAGGUCCAUACAUCAUGACUGAUGAA
Aspergillus alliaceus is the source of this 1265-nucleotide messenger RNA. Its product is annotated as putative nicotinamide N-methyltransferase. The record is from RefSeq and is a predicted model, not a curated record. NCBI's taxonomy places the organism in Eukaryota, Fungi, Ascomycota, Eurotiomycetes, Eurotiales, Aspergillaceae. Gene Ontology annotation, molecular function: protein-lysine N-methyltransferase activity. Gene Ontology annotation, biological process: peptidyl-lysine dimethylation. The transcript is spliced from 2 exons. Bases 153 to 1172 code for a protein of 339 amino acids.